AUGAUAGUACGCAAAACUACGGGCGUUCUGGUUGUGGUGGCGCUGCUGGUCAUUUUUAUUUCAGUACUGCAUCUCGGGCUGGGCGACUCGUCGCUAGAUUCACCCUCAUUUUAUCAUAAUGUCUUCAGUCAAAUAGAGAAUGAGACCGAUUAUUGGGACUGGGAGACCUCCACUCGCUUCAGGCGCCCGGACACCGCUGCGAAACUCAACGUUAAGAAUGAUAAUAUCUGCGACACAUUCCCCACUCACCUUCUCUCACGCAUUCAAGUAGUUUUGAAGAUCGGAUCCUCGGAGCCGAUGGAUCGCCUGACGACCCAGACUUCGACAGUCACUCGGUGCAUCUCGAACCUUAUUAUCGUUUCCGACCGCCGGUCCGAGCUGAACGGACACCAUGUAUAUGAUAUUCUUGCCACACUGCCGGGAUCAUACCAUGAGAGCUCCGAGGACUUUCAAGCAUACGAUUUGAUGCAGAGGGGUAAGUCAAUCGAUGCGGCCCAAGGUUGGCGACUCGAUCGCUUUAAGUUCCUCCCCAUGGUUGAAUUCUCGUAUGAAAUGAACCCGACUGCCGAAUGUUCCUUUGUACUUUGGAUCCCCGUCACCGGGGAAAAGACCGCGGCAAAGAGAACUUUUGCCUAUGGUGGGGCAGGAUUCGUACUUUCGGCAGCUGCAAUUGACAAGUUGGUUGCUCGGAAAAUCGGGUCGCAUGGCGAAUAUAUCGAGUCGCCGUUGAGCAAGCGGUAUGAAGAGCUGCUGAAGGCUGAUCCUUGCGGGGAUUCGGUACUGGGGUGGGCACUGCAUGAGAGAGGAGUGCAGCUGUCAGGGCUUUGGCCUAUGUUUAACCCUCAUCCUCUCCACGGGAUCCCAUUCGACAAUGCAUAUUGGUGUCAGCCUGUUAUCAGCAUGCAUAAGUCGUUGCUGGCAGAUAUGGAGGCGUUGGUGAAAUGGGAGCAUAAACAGGAUCGAGAGAAACCUUUACUAUACGCCGAUUUGUUUGAAUACUUGAAAUUAGGGACCAUGGAGCGUCAAAAUGACUGGGAUAAUGGAGAUUGGGGCGGAUUCAGGAACCCCGGAGUCAGCGGCUCACAAGUCCGUCGAGAACUGUCGGGAAGCAUGCCAUAA
Aspergillus tanneri is the source of this 1119-nucleotide messenger RNA. RefSeq lists its product as uncharacterized. The transcript has 3 exons. The coding region runs from base 1 to 1119 and encodes 372 amino acids. NCBI's taxonomy places the organism in Eukaryota, Fungi, Ascomycota, Eurotiomycetes, Eurotiales, Aspergillaceae. The record is from RefSeq and is a predicted model, not a curated record.